AUGGGAAAGUCAAAAGAAAUCUGCCAAGAUAUCAGGAAGAGAAUUGUGGACUUGCACAAGUCUGGUUCAUCCUUGGGUACAAUUUCCAGAUGCCUGAAGGUGCCUCGUUCAUCUGUACAAACAAUUAUACGCAAGUACAAACAAGAUGGGAAUGUCCAGCCAUCAUACCGCUCAGGAAGGAGACGGGUUCUGUGUCCCAGAGAUGAACGUGCUUUGGUCCGAAAUGUGCACAUCAACCCAAGAACAACAGCAAAAGACCUUGUGAAGAUGCUGGCUGAAGCUGGUAAGAGUGUGUCAUUAUCCACAGUGAAACGAGUACUGUAUCGACAUGGGCUGAAAGGCCACUCUGCCAGGAAGAAGCCAUUACUCCAAAAGAAACAUAAAAAAGCCAGAUUAAUGUUUGCAAAUGCACACAGGGACAAAGACUUUAAUUUUUGGAGACAUGUCCUGUGGUCUGACGAAACUAAAGUUGAACUGUUUGGCCAUAAUGACCAUCGUUACGUUUGGAGGAAAAAGGGGGAAGCUUGCAAGCCUGAGAACACCAUCCCAACUGUGAAACAUGGGGGUGGCAGCAUCAUGUUGUGGGGUUGUUUUGCUGCAGGAGGGACUGGUGCACUUCACAAAAUAGAUGGCAUCAUGAGGAAAGAACAUUAUGUGGAAAUACUGAAGCAACAUCUCAAGACAUCAGCCAGGAAGUUAAAGCUUGGGCGCAAAUGGGUCUUCCAAAUGGACAAUGACCCGAAGCCUACUGCCAAACUGGUUACAAAGUGGCUUAAGGAUAACAAAGUCAAUGUUUUGGAGUGGCCAUCACAAAGCCCUGAUCUCAAUCCUAUAGAAAAUUUAUGGGCAAAGCUGAAAAGGCAGGUGCGAGUAAGGCGGCCUACAAACAUGGCUCAGUUACACCAGUUCUGUCUGGAGGAAUGGGCCAAAAUUCCUGCCAACUAUUGUGAGAAGCUUGUGGAAGGAUAUCCUAAACAUAUCAAUGAAUGUAAGCAGGGUGAUCAAGGACCAUGUGGUUACCAUAGCAACUGCACCAACACCCCAGGCUCAUUCAUGUGUCGCUGUAUCCGUGGUUAUCUGAUGGUUCAUGGAGGUUGCCAAGAUAUAGAUGAGUGUGCAUUAGCUGCAGUUACUGGUUUGAAGGCAUGUGGCAAAAGGGCCGAGUGUAAAAACAGCCCUGGUUCCUUCUCCUGCCAUUGUCCCACUGGAUUUGUCCUUGCACUUGAUGGACAUAACUGCGUUGAUGUUGAUGAGUGUAGUUAUGAAGAGAACUGCAAGAGGGAGCAUGGGAAUGUGUGUGUAAACACAGAAGGCAGCUACAAAUGUGUGUGUCAGACUGGCUUCAGAGAGGACAAGGCAGCCUGUGUAGAUGUGGAUGAAUGUAUUGAGCAGGAAGGUGUGUGUAUUAAUAAAGGGGAGUGUGAGAACACACUAGGAAGCUACAAGUGUGUGUGUUCACGUGGAUAUUGUGGAAAUGGAACCCACUGCACAGAUGUGAAUGAGUGUCUAACAGGACUUCACAGCUGCGAUGAGAAUGCUCGCUGUGGAAACACGAUGGGCUCGUACUUCUGCCAGUGCCGCCAGGGCUAUACUGGAGACGGCCACUCCUGCUAUGAUAUAGACGAGUGCACAAUAAAAAAUGAUCUUUGUGGUCAUCAUUGUGCCAACCAACCAGGAUCAUACAGCUGUGUAUGCAAUGCAGGGUACACACUAACAGAGGACCUACACAACUGCACAGACAUUGAUGAGUGUGCUAAUGGAAAUAGAACAUGCAAGCAACUAUGCACCAACACACCCGGAUCCUUCGUCUGUUCCUGUCAUUCAGGAUACCAGCUGCACAUCGACAAACAGAGCUGUGUUGACAUAGAUGAAUGCAAACUUCAGAAUGGGGGCUGUUCUCAUGGAUGCACAAACACACCUGGGGGACACAUAUGUCACUGCCCACCUCCACUGCUGCUGGAUCAUCUCAACACCACCUGCGUCAACAUUACCUCUUGUGCUUGGCGGAAUGGAGGCUGUGAUCAGAUAUGCUCUCUGGGAGCUGAGGGACAUGUUCAGUGCCUCUGUAGAGAGGGUUGGGAGCUGGACAUAGACCAAAGAACAUGUCUUGAUGUGGAUGAGUGUAUGAAGUUUAAUGGGGGUUGUGAGCAGGUGUGUUUGAAUCAUGCUGGCAGUUUUAACUGUACCUGCAAGCCUGGGUUUGAACCUCGCACAGAUGAUCCAAGCAAAUGCCAACCGGUUUGUGAACCUACCUGCCUUAAUAAUGGAUUGUGUGUAGCACCUAACACUUGCGACUGCCCUCCAGGCUACCCAGGACAUGUAUGCUCAGCUAUGUGCUCGCCACCCUGUGCUCAUGGAGGAACCUGUAUGCGUUGGAACACUUGUCUCUGUCCCCCUGGCUGGACUGGAGAGGGUUGCCACACAGCUGUGUGUGAGCUGCCAUGUGGAAAUGGUGGUCGAUGUGUAGCUCCUGACAGUUGCCAAUGUCCAUCUGAUUACACCGGUCUGCAGUGUCUCACUCCUGUCUGCACUCCUCCUUGUCUAAAUGGUGGAAGGUGUGUGGAUGUCAACACCUGCAGUUGUGCUGGAGCCUGGAAAGGAGCGCGCUGUCAGAUAGAGCCUGUGCAGUGUGAAACGCCAUGUAAGAAUGGUGGAGGGUGUGUGGGACUCAACAGAUGUCGGUGCAGUAGUGGCUUCACAGGGAACCUUUGUGAAACAGGUGUCACUAUACCCUGUGUGCCACCCUGCCAGCAUGGUGCCACCUGCAGCCCUCAUAACACUUGCACCUGCCCAGCAGGAACCAGCGGCCUGCGAUGUGAGAAACUUACAUGCCCAGUGGUGACAACAGUAGUCAGCAUGGCCCGAGCUGUACGGAAAGGAGUUCGAGAGAGUUAUGUUGAUCGCUGUGGACCAUUGGGGGUGCAACUCUGCACCAAGUACAGGAUAAAUCAGGCACGUGUAUAUUUGCAGGCAUACAGAGUGGGUUACAAGAUCCAGUGUCCCAGUAAAGAGGGAAUAUAAUCUACACAAAUCAAACUAUACAGAAUUUCACCAUUGAUACACAAUUGUUCUACAAACACACACAUGUACAUUUACUUAAAACAUACAAUAUUAUACAACCCAUAGAUGGCCGAAUAUAUAUAUUGAAAAAAGGCUUUCGACAAUUUUUAGGCAUAGGGGCACAGUCAUGCUGAAACAAAAAAAUGCCACCGGUGUGGCUAAAACCCCUGAAAUCAAGUUUUUUAAUCUUUGCCAUUUUACUGGUAUGAGACUGGGACUCAUUUUUGAGUCCUAAGUGUAUUUACAUUUACAAAAUACAAUCAAAGUGUUCAGUUAAAACAUUA
Molecule: messenger RNA, 3344 nt
Organism: Trichomycterus rosablanca
Lineage: Eukaryota; Metazoa; Chordata; Actinopteri; Siluriformes; Trichomycteridae
Exons: 19
Coding region: 1-3021 (1006 amino acids)
Biological process (GO): DNA transposition; regulation of DNA-templated transcription; DNA integration
Molecular function (GO): calcium ion binding; DNA binding
Source: RefSeq, a predicted model, not a curated record